UAAAAGCCAGCAAGGAAAGAGUUGAGAGCCAGGAAACACAAAAAAAAGAGAGAGAGAGGAGACAGACAGGGUGCUCUGGGAAGAUCUGGGGAAAUCUUUGGCGCCCUGCUUUUUUAAAUGGGAUCUCUCAAUGCCCACUCUGUGCCUGUGUUUGCUCGUUGUCAGAGUCUACGUGCGCCUCCUGAAUCAUUCUGUCCAUGAGAACUGGCGUCUGAUCCACUCUUAUCAAUGAAGCAGGACAUGAUGGCGGAUGGCCCCAGGUGUAAGAGGCGAAAACAAGCCAAUCCACGGAGGAAAAACGGAGGACUUACAUUAGACAUUGACACAGAUGUGCAGGACCUACCCCUUCUCCCAGAACGACUGCCAAAUAUUUGUAAGAGGACAGACUCACAGAAUAUAUUAACCUUCGACAAUGUAGUAGACACGGGUUCGGAGACAGAUGAAGAUGAAAAGCUCCACAUCGCUGAAGAUGACAGUAUUAUUACCACAUUGGACCAGGAAACAAGUCCGGCUAGUAUGCUCAAUCACGAGUCUUCACCGCACGCCAACCAGGUGUUACUGGCAAGAGAAGAAGAGGAAGAUGAGCUGAGGGAUGGCGGGAUAGACCACAACUGGCACAAUGAUGAUCUUCUGAAAGCUUCCAUAGAUGGUUCUGAUGAAAUGAAAGGAGACUAUGAUUGUAUGGGACCUGAAGCCACUCACAUAACCACUAUCAAUAACGGUACAGUAAAGAACACAAAUUGCACUUCGGGAUUUGAAGACUAUUUCACCAAUAGGAAGAUGGACAACAACGACGGGCACGGCGUUAGCAUAGCAGAGUACUUACACCGCAGCGACACAGCCAUCAUUUACCCAGAAGCCCCGGAGGAGCUAUGCCGCUUGGGAACACCAGAGGCCAACGGGCAGGAGGAGAAUGACCUGCCACCUGGAACACCAGAUGCUUUUGCCCAGCUGCUAACCUGUCCCUAUUGCGACCGGGGCUACAAGCGGUUGACGUCACUGAAGGAGCACAUCAAGUACCGCCACGAGAAAAACGAAGAAAACUUCUCUUGCCCCCUUUGCAGUUAUACAUUCGCCUAUCGCACGCAACUUGAGCGGCAUAUGUUGACGCACAAGCCAGGGAGAGAUCAGCAUCAAAUGUUGACCCAGGGAGCAAGCAAUCGCAAGUUUAAAUGCACAGAGUGUGGCAAAGCCUUCAAAUAUAAGCACCAUUUAAAGGAACACCUCCGAAUACACAGCGGAGAGAAGCCAUACGAAUGCCCAAAUUGCAAGAAACGCUUCUCCCAUUCGGGUUCCUACAGUUCACACAUUAGCAGCAAGAAAUGCAUCGGCCUGAUCUCUGUGAAUGGGAGAAUGAGAAACAACAUGAAGGCAGGUUCAUCUCCAAACUCUGUGUCAUCAUCUCCCACCAAUUCAGCCAUAACUCAGCUCCGGCACAAACUGGAGAAUGGGAAACCACUUGGCUUGACGGAACCUUCAGGCCUAUUAAAGAUCAAAACUGAAUCACUAGAUUACAAUGACUAUAAACUUCUUAUGGCAGCCACACACGGGUUUAAUGGUCCUAAUCCAUUCAUGAAUGGUGGCCUUGGAGCCACCAGUCCUUUGGGAAUUCACUCCUCAGCUCAGAGCCCAAUGCAGCACUUAGGUGUAGGGAUCGAGGCAUCGUUACUUGGGUACCCAAACAUUAGCAGUAACUUGAGUGAGGUGCAGAAGGUCCUGGAAAUUGUGGACAACACAGUCUCAAGGCAGAAGAUGGAAUUCAAGUCUGAAGAGAUUGCAAAGAUGAAGGGCUACCACAUGAAGGAAACUGGACCUCAAAGAGAGGAACAAGGUGUGACGUCUCCUGGCGUCCAGCAGGUGGGUCUUCCAGUAGUAAGUCAUAAUGGUGCCACUAAAAGUAUUAUUGACUAUACGUUAGAGAAGGUAAAUGAAGCCAAAGCCUGUUUACAGAGCUUGACUACAGAUUCAAGAAGACAGUUUAGCAAUAUUAAGAAAGAGAAGUUACGUACUUUGAUAGACCUCGUAAGUGAAGAGAAGAUGCUAGAGAGCCAUAUUAUAGCCACUCCAUUUUCUUGCCAGUUUUGUAAAGAAAGUUUUAACGGUCCCAUUCCUUUGCACCAACACGAAAGAUACUUGUGUAAAAUGAACGAAGAAAUUAAGGCAGUCCUCCAGCCCAGUGAAAAUCUUAUUCUCAAUAAACAGGGCAUGUUGGCUGAGAAACAAGCACUCCUGCUGUCAUCAGUACUUUCCGAGAAAGAAAUGAUUAGCCCUAUCAACCAUUACAAGGACCACAUGUCUGUACUUAAAGCGUAUUACGCUAUGAAUAUGGAACCUAACUCAGAUGAACUACUGAAAAUUUCCAUAGCUGUUGGCCUUCCUCAGGAAUUUGUGAAGGAAUGGUUUGAGCAAAGAAAAGUCUAUUCAUAUGCAACUUCCAGGUCACCAUCUUUGGAAAGGACCAGUGGGGAGGUGGCACCAGUAACCACCACUCCCACGAAAGACUCUACAUCAGCUAGGUCUCCGGUAAAACCUGUGGAUUCUAUUACUUCGCCAUCUAUAGCAGAACUUCAUAACCGGGUAUCGACUUGUGAUAUGCCUCUCAGGCUAACAAAACCUAGUCAUUUUACUGGUCUAAAGCCAGUUGUUGAUAAAUUGGACCACUCCAGGAGCAAUACUCCAUCUCCUUUAAAUCUUUCUUCCACAUCUUCUAAAAACUCCCACAGUAGUUCUUACACUCCAAACAGUUUUUCCUCGGAAGAGCUUCAAGCUGAGCCUUUGGACUUAUCUGUACCGAGACAAAUGAAGGAAAUAAAAAGUAUUAUAGCCACAAAGAACAAAGCCAAACCUAAUAAUGUCACUAUUGACCACAACGGUGUUCUUUUGCCCUCUGAGACUGUAGACGAGCCACUGAAUUUAACGUACAUUAAAAAGGAAUUUUGCAAUUCCAAUCAUGUGGACAAAAGCACUAACCAGCUAUUUGGCAUGAGUCCAUUUAGUGGAAAACCUUUGUAUACCACGCUUCCACCACACAGCGCUUUUCCACCAGCCACUUUUAUGCCUCCAGUGCAGGCAAGUAUCCCGGGACUACGAGCAUAUCCGGGACUUGAUCAGAUGAGCUUCCUACCACAUAUGGCCUAUACUUACUCAGCUGGGGCAGCUACGUUUGCAGAUAUGCAGCAGAGGAGGAAGUACCAGCGGAAACAGGGAUUUCAGGGUGAAAUGCUUGACGGGGCUCCCGAUUACAUGUCAGGCCUGGAUGAUAUGACCGAUUCUGACUCCUGCCUGAGUCGGAAAAAGAUUAAGAAGACGGAAAGCGGCAUGUACGCCUGCGAUUUAUGCGACAAGACAUUCCAGAAAAGUAGCUCCCUCCUGAGACACAAAUAUGAACAUACAGGAAAAAGGCCACACCAGUGUCAAAUUUGUAAAAAGGCAUUUAAACACAAACACCACCUUAUAGAACAUUCGCGACUGCACUCUGGCGAGAAGCCAUACCAAUGUGACAAAUGCGGCAAACGCUUCUCACACUCUGGGUCUUACUCACAGCACAUGAACCACAGGUAUUCCUACUGUAAGAGAGAAGCCGAGGAACGGGAAGCGGCCGAGAGGGAAGCCCGAGAGAAAGGCCACCUGGAACCCACCGAGCUGCUGAUGAACCGGGCUUACCUACAGAGUAUUACUCCUCAGGGCUACUCUGACUCAGAGGAACGGGAAAGUAUGCUUAGAGACGGGGAGAUGGAAAGAGAGCACGAUAAGGAAGUCGAGGACGUUUACGAUAAGCUCGGGAAGCUAGACGGAGAUGAAGAGUUUGAAGAGGAAGAGGAGGAGAGCGAGAACAAAAGCAUGGACACGGAUCCGGAUACAAUCCGGGACGAGGAAGAGAACGGUGAACAUUCAAUGGAUGAUAGCUCAGAGGAUGGCAAAAUGGAAAUGAAGUCGGAUCAUGAGGAAGAAAACAUGGAGGACGGCAUGUAAUAAACUACUGCAUUUUAAGCUUCCGAUUUUUUUUUUUUUUUUUCUCUCCAGUAGUCUUGUUACUUGCUCGAAAACUCUGCUGAAAAGCUGUUCAUGCACGUGCCUGAAGCUUCCAGGAAGCCUGUACAGAUGAACUGAAAAGGGUGGGAGGGGUGGAGGGGGGUUGGGGGCAGUUCUGCCAAAACGAAACAAACAAACAAAAAAAAAAGAUAAUUUUAAGUCAAAGUCAAAUAAAGUUUGAGGUGGUCGUUGUUGAGAACUGCAUUAUGCAAACAUUUUUGUACAGUAUUAAAAGGCCUAGAAACUGUGUGGUUUCAGAGACUAAACCCCUGUGUUUAAUAGCAUUUAUUCUUUAAGCACAAAAUAGUUAAUUGUACGAAUUGCACUCUACUUAUAUAUCACUACAAAUUAAAAAAAAAAAAAAAGAUAUUUCUAAUUUAUAUUAAUACAUUUAAAUAAAGAAGUGCCCGCACUGCUGUACAUCAGUAUUAUCACUCCUUUUUUUAUUUUUUUUUAUUUAAGGUGCUCGCACGCAAUACACCUGUGUUAAAAAUAUUCCUUCAUAACUUCUUUUCUUUGCUAUUCAUAAUUUCUCACUUAGGUAACCACACAAUUUUAGGCCUGUUUUAUUUUUUAAAUUUUAUUUUUAAUGUGAAGGAACAUGAAGUGUUGCAUGUGUAAAAAAAAAUUAUGGAGAUACUGAAGUCUUAAGAGUGACCCGGAUAUGAUGGUAAAAGGAGGAUGAUGACUAAAGAAAGCCUUUGUAAUGUGGUUUUUUU
Messenger RNA from Nanorana parkeri, 4751 nucleotides. RefSeq names its product zinc finger E-box binding homeobox 2 (gene ZEB2). Gene Ontology annotation, molecular function: RNA polymerase II cis-regulatory region sequence-specific DNA binding; DNA-binding transcription factor activity, RNA polymerase II-specific. Gene Ontology annotation, biological process: anatomical structure development; regulation of transcription by RNA polymerase II. Lineage: Eukaryota; Metazoa; Chordata; Amphibia; Anura; Dicroglossidae. Bases 229 to 3972 code for a protein of 1247 amino acids. The record is from RefSeq and is a predicted model, not a curated record. The transcript has 10 exons.